Triticum aestivum (bread wheat) is the source of this 393-nucleotide messenger RNA. RefSeq lists its product as uncharacterized. The record is from RefSeq and is a predicted model, not a curated record. Lineage: Eukaryota; Viridiplantae; Streptophyta; Magnoliopsida; Poales; Poaceae. Bases 1 to 393 code for a protein of 130 amino acids. The transcript has a single exon.
AUGUCGAGGCCGCAAGCGAGGAGCUCGAGCUACAGGAAGAAAGCGGCGGCGGGGGCGUCGUCUCACCACCACAACCACGGCAGCAAGGCGCACUACGUCCAUGGCGGGAGACCUGCACCAAGGUGGCCUGCCAGGGUAAUGGACGGGUUCAGGAAGAUGCUGGUGGGCCUGUUCGCCUUCCCGCCGCGGCCGCCCAAGGUCACCUUCUCCGCCAACGGCAGGGGCGGUGGCGAGGACGCGGUGGCUCCCAAGAGGCCGUCGUGCAGCAGCUCCAACCUGCAGCCGGUGAACAACGCACACUACGACGAGGCCAUCUCCGACUGCGUCGAGUUCUUCCACCGCUCCGCCAGGGUGGACGUCAGGUCACGGCCGUCCUCGUCGUCCCACUUCUAA